Diachasmimorpha longicaudata is the source of this 5142-nucleotide messenger RNA. RefSeq names its product protein dead ringer-like (gene retn). The record is from RefSeq and is a predicted model, not a curated record. Gene Ontology annotation, biological process: regulation of transcription by RNA polymerase II. The coding region runs from base 628 to 2541 and encodes 637 amino acids. Gene Ontology annotation, cellular component: nucleus. The transcript is spliced from 7 exons. Gene Ontology annotation, molecular function: DNA binding. NCBI's taxonomy places the organism in Eukaryota, Metazoa, Arthropoda, Insecta, Hymenoptera, Braconidae.
GUCGCCUCAGAUCGCAAGGGGACGCGAGUGUGCGCGCGUCGAGUAGUUCUUUAUUCGCGUUGUCGGUAUUAUCGUUUAGCAAUAUUUUCCGUGUGUCCAAUUGCCCUUAUGGAUAAUUAAUAUUGUACUAUCGAUAUUCAUUUGAUAACCUCGUCUUUAUCGUUCGUGAACACUUUGUGCAUUUAUUGUCAGUGUGUUUGUUGUUAUUACCUCCCGUCUAUGCGCCAACAGUGAGACACUAGAGUGCCGGUAGCAAGGUGUAGACAUGUACCUCGUGGAUUUUGGAAUUUAAAACUUGUGCUGGGUACAUCCAACGGGGUUUUCUUUUUUUUUUGUAUUGUUUGUGAGUGAAAUAUCUAUUAACUGGAGUGAUUGGUGUUACGCGAGGGCUCAAUGUUCACACAGUUUCCGCCAUUUGCGAAUUGAUAUAACCUGUAUUGUCACCACUGGUCGCUAAGACGCUGCUGACAAGCCGCGAUUUACGGUACUGUGUGCUCUGGAAUAGUGCUUGAGGUUAUAUCAACGGUGAUAAACUGUUGUCAAUUUUGACGUUAAUUAACCGCUCCGGGGCGGAAAUAAUCAGUCAAAAUUCGGGUUAAGAACAGAGAACCGUUGCCAUCCUACGCGAUGGAGAUAAGCGACGAGUAUCAGGACAUGGGAAAUCCUGGUGGUGGGGUGGCUAUGGCUAAUAUGCCAUUGGCACAUCAUCGACACACGCCGGAGAGUCCUAUGUCGCAUCAGGAGGAGGAUCUUUCAGAUCCAGACCUGCAGGAUGAGGAAAGUGGUGAGGAGUUACCCCAACAACCAUUACAGGGUAACAAUCAUUCGUCCUCGGAUGCAUCGACGGGUCCGACUGGCACUCCUACACCAUUGACACACUUGAAUAGUUUGAUGAAUGCCCAUCAUCCACAUUUUUUGUCAAAACUUAAGACAGAGCCAACUGACAUGGAUCUCUUGAACAACAAAUCUGGUCUGGAAGCCCUCCAAGCUGCAAUAGGCAGUGGUAGCUUCAACCUCCCAUUCAACUUUCCACCUCCGGCGGCAUUUCUCACCCCCCAGCACCCCAAUAACAAUCCACAAACACCUGGGGGAGGUGGAGGUGGUUCAAACAAUGCUGUAACCUCAUCCGCGAGUUCACACUCCAGUGAGUCAUCUCAAGGCUCAGCGAGAAAUGUCAGUGAUGCUCGCGAGGGCACUGGCCAGUCACAAAACUCCAACAACUCAAACUCCCAUCAACAGACGAGCUGGAGCUUCGAGGAGCAGUUCAAACAGGUGCGUCAGCUGUACGAGAUAAACGACGAUCCAAAGCGCAAGGAAUUUCUCGACGAUCUCUUCAGUUACAUGCAAAAACGCGGUACACCAAUCAAUCGACUACCAAUAAUGGCAAAAUCCGUAUUGGACCUCUACGAACUCUACAAUUUGGUAAUUGCUCGGGGCGGUCUCGUCGACGUAAUCAACAAGAAACUCUGGCAGGAAAUCAUCAAGGGACUCCACCUGCCGUCUAGCAUCACAUCCGCUGCAUUUACCCUGCGAACACAGUACAUGAAAUACUUGUAUCCCUACGAGUGUGAGAAACGAAGACUGUCCACCCCUGCCGAACUUCAAGCGGCCAUUGACGGAAACAGACGCGAGGGACGUCGCAGUAGUUACGGUGCCUACGGAGGAGGUGGGGGUGAUAAUAUGAUGCAGAGAAAUUCUCACACGCCAAGUUCACUCGCCUUGCAUGCUGGAAUGUCACCAUUAUCACUGGUUUCAGCGGUAGGAGGUCAGCAUCACGGUUCACAAUCACUGCUGAAUGGGAGCACAGCACAUACCCCCCUGACGCACCAUCCACAUCAUCCCCAGGGUUUGGGACAACUACCAAAUGGCCCAAUACCGGGGCUAGCUGCGGCUGAACUGGAAGCACGAAUGGCUGAGUACAUAAAGUUAUUCAACAAAGAGUUUCGAACUUCUGGAGCAAGUACACCACCGCCAAUUCACCGACAGGGAAGUGCAUCGCCACCAUCGGGCACACCCCCACGAGACACUGCCAUGGCAGAGAUGUCACGACUGACAUUGUGGAAUCUAUACAAUAAUAAUACAUUAUAUCCGAAUAUGCAUCAACCUCCAGCAUCGCCGCAGCCUUCGCACUCACCACAUCCUCAGGCAACGAGUCCCGAGCCGCAGAGAGAGGCUCUUGAUCUCGGGUUGAGAUCAUCACCAAUGUCUCCAUCGCCAACGAGACAUAGUCCUCAAUCGUCUGGUGGCAAUAUGAGGGUAAAGAAGGACUCAGAAUUGACGGGUAAUAGUGGCCCACCACCACCCAAGAGAACUUUUCCUGACGAUGAUCCAAAUGUUGAGAAAAACGUGUCCGUAGUACCUAGUAGGUCACAUAUACAGAUAACAAAUACGGGAGACGGAAACAAUGGGGACAAUUCACUAACUGUCACUAUGGAAUUAAAUGGCGUUAAGUAUGAGGGAGUUUUAUUUGCCCAGUCACAAGGUAGAACUCCAAACUCAACAAAUAAUAAUACCAAGCAAACGAGGAGUAUUGUAUCGUGAAUUUGUUCAUUUGUAUCAUGAAAACGGGUAUAUUCAUACAAAACUGACUUCAAUUUUAUGUUUAAGUUCAUCUGUGUAAUGAUUAUUGCGAAAUGACGGAGUGUGGGCGAUGUUUUAACUGAUUGGUACAGUUUUUUCUCUAUAGAUUAUCCCAUGAGUGAUUUUUUCCGAAUGAUUAGUGAGGUUUAGAAGUAUUUCAUUCACGAUGUAUGUACUCCUUCUUUUCUAUGCAUUCAAUGAACUUUCGGCUGGGCAGCGAAGUUUGUGGUUGAUUCAUUAUCGUGUGAAUUAACUUUGUACGAUUCUGAUUUAAGUUGUCCUGUGUGUGCAAUCCAAGGAUAAAUAACAGUUGAAUUUUUUUUUCCGUCGCUUUCACGCCUUGCGAUCCUCUUGUUCAGGAACAUUCAACACAGUCGGUUUUUCAUUGAUUAGCGUGUAAUGUCUGUUUGUACUUAAGAGUACAAAUGUUGAGAUACUGAGAGUGGAGAGUUUUCUUGAGGGAGAAUAACAUUCAAUAUAGUAUUAAAACAACGGAACAGUUUUUAUCCGAGUUUUCUGCAUCUUCAGUCUUUUAAGCUGUACCGCCGAAUCAAAAGAAUUUUAAAACCAUCUUAACUUAUUUAUUAUAUUCUCAGUAAUUGUUAGAUGCUCAUGAGAGAAAUAGUGUCAGUUUUCGUGAAUUAAAAUGCAUUUGAUCGUGAAUGAACGUCUCAUUCUCCCACACAUCAUGAUAUAUAUUUUAUGGCAUUUUAUUCACUUUUAAUAAUUGUACAUUCUUUCUACCUUCGACCAACAAUUUAUUAUUAUUAUUUUGAUUGAGAAGAUGGGACUCAUUGAACAGUGAACAAUGAUAUUUUCUAUUCACUGUUUGUGAUCUUGUCUGUUUGAUUAAACAAAAAUUGUAUAUAUAGUCAUCGAAAUAUCAAUAGAGGUUAGUGAAAAAACAAGUAUAUAAUUAAUUGAAGAGGGCCGACGCCCUCAGAGAGCAUAAUGAAUGAUUCUAGAAUUUUUCUUUUCUACGUAAACAAAAAUGCAAGAUUUCACGAUCGAAAUUAUUGAUUCGUGGCUGUAAUUUUUAAUGAAUUCGCACAUAUUUAAAAGUAAGAGAUAUGGAGGAAGAUUAUGACGAAUUUCUUCGUUGCGAUGAAGAUUGAUGGCAAUGUGGUAGAUCAUUCGUUAUCAACGAUAGAAGUUAAUGAAUAUGUCACAAGAUACAAAAGUAGGAUAUAAUUAUCUUCACAUAAUAUAGAUUUAAUGCUCGAAAGAUAUUUAGAUGAAUAAAAUGACGAAAUAAGGAGACUAAAGCAAUAAUUUAUUGCUGCAGAUGAAAAUAAAUAAAUGCAUCAUUCAUUUUAUUCUUCUUUUUUUAUAGUCAUAGAUUGUAGGAUUAUAUGUGUAGGAACAGUAAGAUAUUAGUGUGUAACAAAUAACAGUGGCCGUUGAGAAGUUUGAACAAGUUGCGUAGUUUCACAAGGGUAAAGUGAUGAACUAUUUUUUUUGGCUUCCAGAUGGAACCUUUGUAAUCGUCCAAAUUUGAAUUUUAGUUUUUUUGGAUCAUACGUAUGAACUAUCGUCCAAAAAAUCUAAAAAUAUAAUAAUUUUUAUUAUUUUAAUUUUUAUCGUUUUAUUUUGUCAAUUUUCGAUAUUUUUGAGGGGUAAGCGAAUAUGGGAGAGUUUCUCGUGUGAGUAGAUGCUUUUUCGAGAUGAGUUUAGCCAAAAAGACUGUUAUAUAGGAUGAAUAAUUAGUCUAGAAACAAUUUCUCACUGUAAAACAUUAUUGACAUCACUAAACAUUAAUUGCGUCGCUCUUUUAAACAAAUUCAUUAGAUAUUAUUGUCACUGUUACUCUUAUAUUUUUUCGUUGUAUUAAAUUAAUUAUCAAUGUAAAUUUUAAUUUUCUUCCGUUUUGUUUCUUCAAUGGUUCUGAAAAUUUAUGAUAUGAGGGAUUGUUUUUAGUUACAAAAUUGGAAAUCCAUAAGUUCACUGAAAUUUAUUUAAUUACGAUGAAAUUGUUGUACGUGUGAUUGAUUUAUCGAAUGGAUUUGAAAUUAUUUCUCCAUUAAUUGGUGCUGUAUCUGUGCUCCAUAUUAUUUUUCGCCCAAUAAAAUAAAAUUUACUGAGAAGUUUGGAUAAUUGAUGUAAUUUAUAUAUAAAAGAAUUUCUCGUUUUGGUAAACGAAGAAGAAAAUUCGCUGUGAAACGCAAUAUUUAAAUAGUUGAAGAUGAAUAUUCUUGUCAGACUCGAUUGUGAUUCGAUUGACAGGCAUUCUUUGUAUUUUAGUAAAAGUGUAAGGGCCACUUCUCCUCUUACGUGUGUCAGUAACGCCGGCGGCGCUUAGUUAAAGAAAUAAGACAGAAAUAUGAAAUUUUGAAAAAUUGCAAUUGUACCGCAGAUAGAGGGAAAUUAUAAGAUAAAAUAAAUGUUGUGUAAAUAUACUUCAUUGAAGUGGUAAAAAAAUGAAUAGAUACGAAAAUUCUGAUGACAUUAAACUACUGUAUUUUUAUUUUCAAUUUUCUCAGUUAAGGUAGCUGCUUAGUUAUCAUCUGUAAAUCUAUGUACACGUGUCUCACGAUUAUUAAUAAAAAAAACAACAACAAGCAA